Molecule: messenger RNA, 2058 nt
Organism: Prorocentrum cordatum
Lineage: Eukaryota; Dinophyceae; Prorocentrales; Prorocentraceae
Source: the annotation of a GenBank genome assembly
GCGGACGGCGGCGGGCGGCCCUCCCGGGGGUGGGAGGCCGUGCUCGGGUGCCUGCUCCUGCUGGCUGCCGAGCUGGCACGCGGGGCGGCAACCCUCGGCGCCCCGGGCAUCGUCCUGGGAUGCUCCACCCGCUCAGUGGAGCACUUCGCGGUGCUCACCCCCGACUUCGACGUGUACGUCGAGGAGUGCGACGCCGCCAACACCGACGUGCGCACCUGGGGGAAGGAGUGGCCUGCUGGUGUUGCCCCCCUCGGGGCCGUCUGCCCCGCGGGCAUCAGGAGGUACGACUUCGCGGUCGCACCAACUGUGGCCCAGCUCGCGCAGGCUGGCGGCGGGCUCGCGGGCUUGGCUGCCCUGGUCGGUGGGCCUCCCCCUGACGAGCCAGCUCCUGCUCCCGCUGCUGCGGCGGCGCCUCCGGGCGGCCCACCGGGGGAGGGCGCGGGGGACCUCCGCACGCUGCCGACGGCGCACGAUCGCCAGGGCCAGCGGCGUCGCGAGUAUCGGGACAGCGUGCAGCUCCUGCGGCCGACGGCCUCCCCAGACGGGCCCGUCCCAGGGCCCACCGCCGAUCGCUGGGUGGCGACGUACCAGGUGGAGAAGGGGGGGUCUCCUCUGGGCCAUCACCUUGCCUGGAAGGCCGGCCUGGGCGUUGGCGUGCCCCCCGACGACCCCAUCGUCAGCGUGCACUUCGAGUACUCCAAGAUCGUGCAGGUGGCACAGCCGCACGACCAGAUCGACGGCUCCAACCUUGCACGCCUGGAGCUCGCGGCGCGGCAGCUGCAGCUAUGCGAGGAGCGGUGCAAGGAUAAGCUCGUCGGCUCGCGCUCUCCAGGGCCUGGGGGAGGCGAACAGUUCCUCUUCGCGGGGAUGCAGUCCACGCGCGGGGUCAUGGUCGCGCCUGCCCUCUCGGAGUGGAUCGCCAAGCAGCUGGCCGCCCAGUCUGCCAUUGCGAAGGAGCGCCGCAAGGCGCGCGAGCAGCGGCAGCUCCUCCACCCGCCCGCUGGCGCCCGCGGGGCGGGCCAGAGCGGCGGUGGCGCGAAGGAGUCUGGCUCGGGCAUCCUCAUGGCGCCGGUGCCGGCGGCUGCGGCAGCCCGUCGGCGCGAGGCCCUCCGUGGCUCCCUGAUGAUGGGCUUGACGUACCUCGAGCAGCGGCCCGUCGGCAAGGCCACGCUCGCCGACUACCAGAGGCGCGCCUCGGCGUUCAUCCAGUGGUGUCGCGAGCUCCACCUGGACUGGAGCGAGUGGCAGCUGCUCGAUUCGAUCGUGGUGAUGUACUUCGACUUCCUCUACUUCCAGGGCCACAGCGGGGAAGAUGCUUCUCGCCUCCUUGCCGCGCUGAAGGUCUUCCUGCCGCCGAUCGGGCGUUGGGGCGACCAGGCCAUUGCCAUGACCCUGAGCUUCGCCUGCUACCUGCGCCCGUCGGAAGCCGACCUCCUCGCCACGAUGCAGAUCGCCCCCCCCGUCGGGGCGGCCGCCGGGGGCUCGGGGCUCGCCGCGCUGCUGCUGCAUCCAGGCGAGUUGGGCCGCCUGGGGAAGACAGGCUCACUGGGCACGUGCACGAAGGAGGCCGCGCGCUCGCUGGGCCUGAACGAAUUCCCAGUCCCAGCGCACGGGCUCCGCCACGGAGGAGCUGCCGACGGCCUCCUCUCCAAGAAGCGCCGGGCCCUCGAGGUGCACCAACGGGGCGGCUGGGCGUCCGACCGCAACUUUAAGCGGCGCGCCAAGCAGGCCCGCACCAUCACGGAGCUGCAGCGGCUGGGCCCACGGAUCAUCGCCUACGGCCAGGCGAUGGACGCCGCCCUCGCCCACAUCUUCCUGAAGGGGCGCGCCGUGCCCGUGCCAAGCCUGACCCCGCGCGAGCAGCGCCUGCGAGGCCCCCCAGACGGUGAAGGCGUGCUCCCGACGGGCUCGGGGCACGGUAGGACGGGCUCCUGGAGUGCAAGCAUUGUUUUGGGAAUGCGGAUUGUUAGCGAGAUCUUGGAUACGGACAGUUGGUUCCUGAAAGCCCUCGCAAACCACGGAAUGGAGCUCCGGAGAGACCACGCGAAGGGAGCAGAG